AGCUUGCUAGCGAGUGUGUUUGUGAGUCUGUCGACUUCAACUUUCCCCCGCAGUUUAUUUGUCUGUGUGAAGCAGUCGCCGGUGUGCCGCCACAUUUAUCCGCCAGUCGGAGCUCCAUCAUGUCGGGGACGCAGCUGCUCAGGCUGCUGGUGAACGAGCGGCUGGCGGCGGCUGCGGAGGAAAUCUUUGGACUUGUUGAGAAAACCAUAGCAGAGUAUCAGGACGAAGUUGUCCGCUCCAAGAGAGAAAUCCUCCAGCUGAAACAAGAGAUCAAGCAGCUGACCGUUUUAAAACCUGAAAUAACAUUAUGCAGAGCAGACGGCCAGCCGCUCUGUGAGGAGACGCUUCCUCCACAGCAGCUGGAGCAGAGUCCCAGCCUGGACGAGACGGAGCUGCAGGAGCCUCCGCAGAUCAAACAGGAGCAGCUGGAUCUGUGUAUCAUUCCAGACCUGGAGGCCGGGACCUCCAACAGUGUGAAAGCCGGACUCGCUCGCUCAGAUCAAGAUGUUGAGGAUGAGUGGAACGGCAGCGACAGCUCGGGCUCGUCCUCGUCCCGUCACAGCCACGGCGAUGCUGCCUUCAUGGAACAGGAGCACGCGCAGAGAGACGAAAAGGCUUGCCGUUUUUGCGGCAAACACUUUAGCAGGGACUCCGAUUUGAUCAGGCACGUGGACGAGAGUCACACCGGCGAGAAAGCCUUUAAAUGCCCUGAAUGUGACAAAGAGUUUGCGCGUCGGGACCACUUGGCUGUGCAUUUGAGAAUCCACACGGGCGAAAAGCCACACAGCUGCCCGUUCUGUGGAAAAUCCUUCGCUCAGAGCUCAAAUCUCAAUGUUCACAUGAGGAUGCACACCGGGGAGAAACCGUAUUUUUGCAAAACGUGCGGCAAAAUGGUUGCCCACAGCUACCACCUGAAAACUUGUGGUAUGACGGAGCCCAAAGGGGAGAAGUCAUUUCGUUGCAUAGUUUGUGGCAAAAAAUUUCACACGGCUUCAAACUUGAGGGUGCACAUGAAGAUCCAUGAAGCGAGGAAGCCAUACACGAUUGUGUAGCUUGUAGCUGAUUGUUGACACAAGGUUCCUGCCUAAGAGCUUGAAUGCAGACAGCUCGGAGGGAAAACAGCAAGCUUUUAUGGCAGUAUGACACAGUGACUUUCCCUCUGACUUUGGCCUUUUGUGUCCAGAGAUCAAAAUGUACCGUAGCUUUCUUUAUUGAGACAGUAGGCAAUAAGAGGAGUUAAUUGGUGAGAAGAUUGUCUUCAUCUUAUCAUCUUAUCCAGCAUGGAGUUAUGUGGCUCUAUUGGUGUAAAGUUUUAUUUUACCCCAAAUCCCACAUCUUACCUUUCUCUCAGCCUAAACAGUUCAGACCAUGGUAAUCUGGGUAUGAAGAUGGCUGUCUGGUAGUGUUACAUUAACUGAGGCCUUAACCUGCUGCAGGCAUAUCAAAACAGAGCUCAAGUGCCAUGUCAAAUGGUUUGGGACAGUGUUUAGGUGUUCAUGUCCUCCGUCUUUGGGGGCGGUUGCCUUCAUUUUGUUUAGUGACACCAGAUCACUGUCAUGUAAUGACAAUGAGAUGGUUUUGAUCAUAUGUGCUUUUAUUGAUCACAGACAGAGCUGGGAUCUGCUUCAUGAAGCAGCAGUAGCAGGAUUUGCUGUAAUGGCACACAAAUCGGAUGGUUUUAAACCGUUUCUCUUCUCUAGAUACGAGCAAGAUUUCAUAUUGUUACCACUAUGCCAGUUGGUUAAGUAUUCAGGUUCAAAGUCAGCAAAGUGUCUAAGGAGAGGUCAAUAGGAACACAGCCACAUUUAAAGAGAACCACAGGAUCAACAUGUCUUGUUUAUUUGUUUGUGUCAAAGAAUGAGUCUAAUGAGAGUCUUGCAGGCUCAGCUGUUACACCAGGCACAGUUUUGGAUGUCAUUUGGAUGACAUUCAUAAAGGACAGUAGCUGUUUCAUAGCUGUCAAUGUCAUUUUUAUCAUAUAACAUUCAGAGCACUUAUGUUUGUGUUCAUAAGUGAAUGCAGUCAGCUGAAACUAUACCAUGUAAUUGUCCAUGGAAAAAGCUUCAAUUCAAAUGCAGCUUUCAAAGUUUGUAUGAAGCAGCACACAAGGUUCCUCGUGCCCAGCUUCUGCACAGGAAUUUAAACACACCACUGCCUGGCUUGUGAAAUGCUUUGCAUAACAUAAAGGAAAAACACAUGAAUAUGUAAAAGACCACAUCAGUGGUUCUGCAAAUUUGUAUACUUCACAUUUCUGCUCAUCUAAGCUGUUGUGUUUUAAAACUCCAUACUCAAGUAAAAAAUUCUUGCCCCAUAUCAACAAAGUCCUACACCCUCACCAUCAAUAUGAUUUAUUUCAUAUUUUGCAAGUAAAGAACAUGGCAAGCAACACGUGAAACACCUGUCUUUAGUACUCCUGCAUGAUUUGCAGAAUGGUUUGCUGCAAUGUAUAAUGCAAACAUUCAAAAUCACUGGUAUGGCCCUUUAAAGCACAGAUGAAACAGUAUGAGAACUGUUAUGCUUCCUGUUUGACAGUGGAAGUAAAACUAUUUUGCGGGCUGGUAGUGAAGCACUUUUUGUCUCUCUCACUGUAAACACAUGUAUAAUGGUAGUGCCAUGGUGGUCAGAGAGGGUGUGGAUCUCAGCAACAGCCAGUAUGUUCAUCAGUACAUUCAGACAGCCAGUAAAAAGUGGCUUAGAUUUUUUUUUACUCAAAUGUGACACAUCUGAUUUUGUUCUAUGUCAGUGUGAACAGACAAAAGUGUCAUUAUUCAGUCAUUGUCAGCAGUGGCGGGCCAAAACAAAACAUAGAGGAUCACAGCAGUGAUGAUGAGGACACAGGAGGUUACAAAUUGAAUAGAUAUAUAGGAAGAUAUUUCAAUCCAAGCUCUCCUCUGCCUUCUUGUCCUCAGCCUGAGCA
Molecule: messenger RNA, 2917 nt
Organism: Myripristis murdjan (pinecone soldierfish)
Lineage: Eukaryota; Metazoa; Chordata; Actinopteri; Holocentriformes; Holocentridae
Product: zinc finger protein 239-like
Exons: 2
Coding region: 120-1052 (310 amino acids)
Biological process (GO): regulation of transcription by RNA polymerase II
Molecular function (GO): DNA-binding transcription factor activity, RNA polymerase II-specific; RNA polymerase II cis-regulatory region sequence-specific DNA binding
Source: RefSeq, a predicted model, not a curated record